This is a messenger RNA of Microstroma glucosiphilum, 1590 nucleotides long. Its product is annotated as MFS general substrate transporter. Lineage: Eukaryota; Fungi; Basidiomycota; Exobasidiomycetes; Microstromatales; Microstromataceae. Bases 1 to 1590 code for a protein of 529 amino acids. Gene Ontology annotation, molecular function: transmembrane transporter activity. The transcript is spliced from 2 exons. Gene Ontology annotation, cellular component: membrane. The record is from RefSeq and is a predicted model, not a curated record. Gene Ontology annotation, biological process: transmembrane transport.
AUGGCAAGCGGCAACGGCGAGAAGAGCCAUGACCUGUCCGACGCUGAGAUCAAGAAGCUAGACCGAAGGAUCGAUUUCACCCUCCUGCCCUGGCUCUCCUUCCUCUACUUGCUCUCCUUCCUGGACCGAACCGCCAUUGGAAAUGCGCGUCUCUUCGGUAUGACCCCAUCGCUCGCGCUUGGAACGGGACCCAAGUACAACAUUGCUGUGUCGGUCUUUUACUUCAGUUAUGCUUUCUUCGAGGUCCCCAGCAACAUCAUGCUCAAGAGGCUCAGCCCGCCAGUGUGGUUUGCGAUCGCAUGUGCCCUCGUCGGUAUCUGCAUGAUGAGUCAGGGUCUCGUCGAGUCCUACGGCGGUCUUCUAGCCACCAGGUUCCUCCUCGGUGUCUUCGAGGCAGCCCUCUUCCCAGGAGUCAACUAUCUCCUGAGUGGAUGGUACGUCCGCUCCAAAUUUGGUCUGCGUGCAGCCAUCUUCUUCGCCGCUGCCUCGGCUUCGGGUGCUUUCGGUGGUCUCCUGUCCACUGGUCUGGCACAAAUCCGAGGAGGCACUUACGACGGUCCCAAUGACGGCUGGCGAUGGAUCUUCAUCGUGAUUGGUCUCAUCACCAUUGUAUCUGGUAUCCUGUCCUGGUGGUUGGCACCAAAUUUCCCUGACAAGGCCAAGUGGCUCUCGGAGAGGGAGCGUGCCUUUGUCAUCUCUCGCCUUCAGGCGGGUCAACAGAACUCUGCUGCGGGUGAAGGCUUUGCCUGGAGGAACGUCUGGAAGGGUGUGCUCGACCAUAAGACAUGGCUCGCCAUGCUUGCCUACAUGGGCUGUGACGGUCCUUUGUACGCCUUCUCCGUCUUCACCCCCACGAUCAUCAAGUCCCUCGGAACGUGGACUACGGUGCAGUCCAAUUUGCUCAGUGUGCCCAUCUACAUCGUGGCAGGUAUCACCACGAUUGUGAUUGGAUUCGUGGCAGACAAGAAGGGUCACCGUGCCCUCAUCAACCUGUGCCUAUACCCAUUGGGCAUCCUGGGAUACAUUAUUCUUCUAGCCGUCGACCCAAGGAAGUCUCCAGGUGCCUGCUACUUUGCCAUCUACCUGGCCGCUAUGGGAAUCUACCCGAUGAUCCCCAACUCAGUGGCCCUGUUCGGCUCGCACAUCGAAGGUGCUUACAAGCGUUCCGUCGUGCUAGCCAUGUUCAUCGGCUUUGGUAACUUGAACGGAGCUGCCACCUCUCAAGUCUACUACUCCAAGUCUGCUCCUCGCUACUUUGUCGGACACUCGAUCCUGAUCGUCUACUUGGCCAUUGGAUGGUUGGCCACCCUCACUUACUUAUGGUCGACCAAGAGGGAGAAUGCAGCUAGGGAGAGGGGAAGCCGCAAUGAGACUAUCCUCGACCAUCUCCCUCAUGAGGAGGCCGUCGCUGAGGCGCAGAGGAUCCGAGAGGCAGAGAUUGCCGAACUCAAGUCAAAGGGCGGCCUGGGUAACAGGUGGCUGGCACUCAAGAAGUCGGUACACAGUACUCCUGGUGGAACGUAUGCUAGCGUGGAAGAGGCGAUGCGUCUCAAGGGAGAUGACUACAGUGCUCACCGCUACUCGUACUAA